Messenger RNA from Microsporum canis CBS 113480, 381 nucleotides. RefSeq lists its product as uncharacterized. NCBI's taxonomy places the organism in Eukaryota, Fungi, Ascomycota, Eurotiomycetes, Onygenales, Arthrodermataceae. The coding region runs from base 1 to 381 and encodes 126 amino acids. The transcript has 2 exons. The record is from RefSeq and is a predicted model, not a curated record.
AUGCCGCUUCUAGGGAAGUUUGCGAGCUUUCGGGAUGGCAAGAAACUAUUAAGAAGCACGAGCUUAAAAAGGAACAAUAGAAAGUCACAUGAUACCCUUAUCGACCGACCGCUACUUCUCGAUGCUCUCGUGUCUUGUCUCUAUCAGCGAUUCACUCGCUCUCCAGGUGCUUCCCCUACUCCAACCCGUCGUGCUGGGCGCUGGACCGAGGUUUCCACCCAGCAAGCAUACAUUCACACACUUAAACCGUGCAGGGGAGAGGCCCGUCAUUUAUCCCUGAAGAAAACGGGUUGCAUGAUGAUUGCAUCGGCAGCCUCCAAGGGCAUCGGAAGCAAGAACUUAUACGUAAUUAAUAUCACCACUUCUUUUCCCACGUCUUAG